Molecule: messenger RNA, 2484 nt
Organism: Polyodon spathula (Mississippi paddlefish)
Lineage: Eukaryota; Metazoa; Chordata; Actinopteri; Acipenseriformes; Polyodontidae
Product: geranylgeranyl transferase type-1 subunit beta-like
Exons: 9
Coding region: 140-1258 (372 amino acids)
Biological process (GO): protein geranylgeranylation
Cellular component (GO): CAAX-protein geranylgeranyltransferase complex
Molecular function (GO): CAAX-protein geranylgeranyltransferase activity
Source: RefSeq, a predicted model, not a curated record
UAUGACACUGCACUAUUUAUGUACAGUAAAACAAACGAUCAGCCAUUAUAAUAUUUUCACCGAUCAGAAAAUUGCGCUUUCAGCUCUCCGGAAGUGACGUUUUCGGAAGUUGACAAGGACUUUAAUCUUUGAUAAAAAGAUGGCUGAAGAAGAGAAUCCGGCAGCAGAAUUUGAAGAAACGGACUUUCUGAAAGACCGGCAUGUUAUUUUUUUUCAGAGAUGUUUGCAAAUCUUACCGGAGAGAUACUCUUCGCUGGAAACCAGCAGGCUAACCAUUGUGUUCUUUGCACUUUCUGGCCUGGACAUGUUGAAUACCUUGGAUGUGGUGGAUAAGCCAAGCCUAAUAGAAUAUAUCUAUUCAUUACAAGUCCUUCCCACAGAAGAUAAGUCCAAUCUGGGACGCUGUGGAUUCAGAGGAUCUUCACAUCAGGGAAUUCCAUACAAUCCAUCUAAGAGUCCCGGAGUGAAUCACCCCUAUGACAGCGGCCAUGUUGCAAUGACCUAUACAGGUCUUGCUUGCCUAAUUAUCUUGGGAGAUGAUCUGAGUCGAGUGAAUAAAGACGCAUGUUUGGCAGGACUAAAAGCACUCCAGCUGGAGGAUGGCAGUUUCUACGCUGUCCCAGAAGGAAGUGAGAAUGACAUGCGGUUUGUCUACUGUGGUGCCUGUAUAUGCUACAUGCUCAAUGACUGGUCAGGCAUGGAUAUCAAGAAAGCAGUAGAUUACAUCAGGAGAAGUAUGUCCUAUGACAAUGGUGUUUCACAAGGAGCGGGAUUGGAAUCACAUGGUGGAUCUACAUUCUGUGCCAUUGCUACCCUCUGUCUCAUGGGUAAACUUGAGAUCUUCACAGAGAAAGAACUGAACAGGAUAAGAAGGUGGUGCAUUAUGAGGCAGCAAAAUGGUUUUCAUGGGCGGCCCAACAAACCUGUGGAUACAUGUUACUCCUUCUGGGUUGGAGCUACACUUGAGCUACUAGACGUUUUCCAGUACACUAAUUUUCAAAAGAACCGGAACUACAUCUUGUCAACUCAGGAUCGGCUUGUUGGUGGAUUUGCAAAAUGGCCGGACAGCCAUCCAGAUGCGCUGCAUGCAUAUUUUGGGAUCUGUGCUCUGUCUCUGAUUGGCGAGUACAACCUGCGUAAAGUGCACCCUGCUUUGAAUGUGAGCAGAAGGGCUUUUGAACAUCUUCAGCACCUGCAUCAGACAUGGAGAGCACAGAACAGUAACCCCCAUACAGAAUCCAUGCCCAUCUGCACAUGACACUUCGAUGGACUAAUGAGAAUGAAAAAAUGAAAAUAAGAAAUGUAUUAGAGCAACAUUUUUAAAAGCCAUGUGUAACAAAGUGUGCAUUUCACUAGCGUUUGAUUUUUUUAUGUACCAAAUCAAUUACUGUGAAUAAUAUCAGUAUUACAAGGGUUAGUGGGUGGCAUGUUCAUAAUUGCUUGUGAUUGAAAUUAAGGCGUGAACAUUACAAAUAACAUGUAUGCAAUGUCUUUUAUAGAUCUAAUGAAAUUGUACUGUAGGUAAAAAUGGCCUUUUGUUGACCUGGCAAACUUAUAUGAUUUAUGGUAUGGAUCUUUCAUGACUUAAAGUUUUUAUGACCCAGGAAUAUAUAUUUUUUCAGUAUUCUUGAUCUACCUAAUUUUUUAUGUAAACAUUUCUGGUAGUUUUUAAUUUGAGUCAGUUUUCUGCCUUUAUAGAUUUCUUAAGAGCAUUUUAGUUGUUUCAACGUUUGUGUUAAAAAUACUUCGCCAAACAUUUUCCUUUUUUGCAAACAAAAUAGGCUUCAAAACCUGGUCAUGUUCUUGCUCUUAAAGAAAAUAUAUCUCAGUCUUGAAAGUUUGUCACAAAGCCAUACCUUAUUUAUUUUUGUAAGCAAGCUUGGGUCGUACAGCCUAGACAGCAUGGCAAGCUGAUUAUGAAUUCAAUCACUGAUACGGUAUUUCACUGAGGCACUUAUAUUAGAUGUUUUUGAUUCCAGCUCUUCCUAAAAUAACCUAUACUAACAAUAUAAGUGAUAUAUUUAAUGUUGUGUGUGCCUCAGCCAGAAAUAAUGAUGUGCAUGCUAUCCAAAGUAAAUCAGAAAGGGUUAGUCUGUAUUGCUGCUGUUAGGCAUUUUUCCUAAUAGACAUGCAAAUGUUUUGCUCCAAUUAGUGGUAUAACAAACAUUAUUUUGUUACCUAUUCUAUAUCAAUGUAAAUUACUUUAGAAAAUUAGUAUAAACAGUAGGUUUUCAAACUAUUCUGUUUGCUUAAUAAAAACUUCUAGUAAACUUUGUAAGAAAUUAAGAAUUAUGAUUUUGAGUGAAUAUGUAGACUUAUCUUUAGAUCCUACUGACUGCAUGCAUUUAGAAAUCAAUCAUGGCCCAGCUGAGAUGCAGUAUAUUUUAACUAUGUAUCAGUAUAAUGUUAAGAAUAUACUGUACAUUUGAAAAGGCUUUCUGAAAUAUAAAAACUUUGUUUCUUAUUUAAUGACCCCCCCCCCCC